CACCUGUCAAUCUGCCAAGCGUUUGAUUGAUCAGAUCAAAAUAUCAAUAAUUGGAAGAAAAAUGACUUCUGUGUUGUGCUCGAGGGUUGUCCUUCGAAAUCGACAUUGCCUGAGAUGUCUGUAUUCCACGGACCCACAAGAUACAAUCAGUCCACCAACAAAGGCAUGGCGAUAUAUCAUCAACAGAUUUACCAAUUUUGUAGACAAAUACGAGAACAGACUAGAGAAGAAAUCACCCAAGGCUUUCAAUGUUUACAAAACUAUAAAAAGUGUGAGAUAUAUUGCUGCUGAUACAAAAGACUAUCUGUAUAUUACAAAAGACAUGUGGAGCGGAAGAGAACUUCACACAUUUUCUCGUAGAGAACUGGAGAUUUAUCAGGAGAUGCCUAAGGACAUGCUGAAAAUUGUAUCUUUGUUACUGCUGGCCAGUAUACCAUUUGUAGGCAACGCUUUCAUAGUUAUAGGGUAUAUGUAUCCUCGUAGAUUGUUUACACAUCAUCUGUGGAAUGAGGAACAAAAGAUUGAGUUCGGACAGUAUUUUCAUACACGCAAAUUGUCACAUUAUCAUAAUGUUCUGGAACACAUGGACAAGCAGGUGAAGAGACAUACAUAUGGACAAACACAAGAUCAGUUGUUAUCUAUUUUAGAUAAGCUAGCACACACUAGUCAUCCUACAGUAGAGGAACUUCUUCAUGUGAAAAGACAGUUUGAAUCAUUCCCGUUUAGUGUUGAAGUUCUACCUACAGUAUAUUUUAGGCAUCUAGCAACAGUCUGUGAUUUUACAAAGAGACGAUUGCAACUGAAACAAGACGGGUUGAUUAUGUUACACAUAGAUCGCGCAAUGGUCAGAGAGGGAAUAGAAAAUAUGACAGAGCAAGAAAUUUGUAAGUCCUGUUUAAAACGAGGCCUUAAUCCAUACGGUAUAGAGAGGGAAGAAAGGAUACAAUUUCUACAGAUAUGGUCCGAAUUGUCACAACAGUUAGAUGAAACAAGUGUUUCAUUAUUACUACAUUGUCCGGUCCUUCUAACCUAUAACAGACAGACAAACAUACAGCUAAUGAAAGGCAAGAAAUAUAAGUGGCAUCGGAAGAAGUCCUCCCGCAAGAAAGACAAACUGUAAUUAACACUUGAAACCUGUUGAUAUGUAAAUGUCAAAGUACAGUAAUGACAGAAAAUGUCAGAGGACAAUAAAUGUGACAUUGACAGAAUGGUGUGUGUGAUAAGUGAUAUGUAUAACAUAACACUCUAAAAAGUGAUAUUAAAGGCGUAAGCUAGAGUCUGUGUACAAGAUGGACGAAAUUUUUCCCAAUAAUAGAAUUUCUUCAAACUUUGGAUAUUGAAGGACAGUCAUCUAAGAAACAAAGAUGAGCAAUAAAAGUCACCAGUAUUGAAAAAGAGUUAUCUGCCCAUCUAAAUGGCAUUUCAAUAUAGUUUGAAGAAAUUCUAUUAUUGGGAAAAAUUUCACCCAUCUCGUAUCCAGAGACCCUACCGUACGUCUUUAAACCAGUCUUCUUGGACACAAGAUGUAGUAAAAAUUCUACAUAUAUGUGAUAUCUCUGAUGAUAAAUAGAAUGAAAAUUAAUUGGAGAGAAAUAGUCUUCCAUCAUAAGGAAAGUAAAAUUGAAAUAUAGCAAACUUGUAUAUAUAACAAAAACUCGGUUAUAAGGAAUAGUUUUUCUAUUUGCUGAUCUUUUGGCAGCAUUUCAUAUAAAGCUGAACUCGACUGGAAAGUUAACAGUAGACAUUCCGAAAUGACAUUAUUUUUUAAUCCAAAUAAUUAUAUAGAAAGCUUAGUUUAAUCAAUCAUGUUCAUGAUUUAGGCUUUACAUUAUUGUACAAAAUAACUUUGUACUUUUAUGUAAUAUUUUCUAGUCUAUGGUAACCGCUUCUUGAAAUCAAUAUAAACAACAGUUGAAGCAUGGAUCGGUGAGACCACUGCUCAUAAUCAUGUCAAAAAUUAUGUGAGAGUGCCAUAUGACAUCCAGUUCAUUAGAUGUUUUUAUCAUAAUAUUUCAGUGAGCAUGUUAGAAUGAAAUUAAACAAGGCCUUCAUGUGUUUUAUUGUCUGAUUUAUCAUGGAUCAUCAUUCAGAUGCUUUGAUGCUUUACCACUAGGUUUAAUGCUCUUUCUUGCACAUAUGAACUCUAAACCAUGGUAAAUUAGACCAGAAAGCACAGAAAGGUCUCCACAAUACUAACAAGUAAUAAGGACAUGUUAACAAUAAUUUUGUUGUCUACCUCUUAUGAUAAGUCUACAUAUCCAUCUUAAAUAUGUCUCCCACCGCACAGUGGUGUGGGAGACAUAUUGAUUUACUCCUGUCUGUGUAUCACAAAUCUUGUCCACAUUCCAAGUUGAAUAUUUCACAUCCGGUCUUCUCCAAACUUGAACAAGAUGUGUUUGCCAGUAAGUCCUCGCCCAAGUUCGAUACCUAGCCAAAUCGGCCUAGGCACUUUGGAAUUAUGGCUCAUGAAACUUGUUUUUGAUAAUCAAAGCACUGAAAGUCUGAUAAGGCAGUUGAGGCGUUGGUGCAUGGUUGACUCGUAUACUACUAUUCAGAUGAUUAGGCAGUUGUGAGAGACAUGUGCUUUUCUCAAAAGCAACUCUAGUUUCAGAAGAAACACACUUUCUUAUUGCUCUCAGUAUUAUAUUGUGUCAUGUAUGAUUUGUUUAAGACUGAUGUAAGAUAUUUAUACGAGUUAGACUUGUGACUCGGUGUUUUCAUUGUAAUAAAAAUCAUGGUUUGUAAUCUAUGAAUACAUCAUAUACAACUUGAUAAAUUUUAUGCAAUAAAGACGUUUUUUUAUGAUAAUUUUUAUCCAGAAUUACAGCUGUUAAUAGACAGUCUACAGAUUGAUUUUUUUCCAACCACCGAUGACGCACUAUGGAUAGAAUACAUUUUAUUUUGUUAAAUCUGCUUUAAUUCCUUCUGGUAUUUUUACUAUGAUUACAUUUACAACUGUUUUUCACGAAUCUAUUAAAGGUAAAAGGUUGUCACUGACUUUCUGGAAACUUGAAUGUUACACUGUUUAGAGUACAUAUGGCUGUUUUAAAUCAGUGAAACCAGGCUUUUGAGAGGUGAUAUUUUUGGUACAUUUUGUAAUACAAUGGCUGUUUGAUGGAUAUGCUGGUCAGAAAUUUUCAGCAUACAGUAUUGCUUUUAGUUGAGAAGUACAAAUCAAAAAGCAACUUUUAAGUAUAUAGCAAUGACUCAAAUUAAAAAAAUCAGUUAAGAUAAUAAGUUACAUUUUGUAGUACAAUAUAUAGAUAUGUAUAUAAAUGUAUUCUUUAUGCAUCUGUACUUGUUUCUUCUCUGCACAGUAAUAAAACUGUUCAAGAUUUUCUUUUUUUACAUUUAUGAUUAUCUUAAUUUAGAGUGGGUUUUUUUUUCUUCAGAAUUUUGAUGUUUUGUUUGUCAUUGUAUUACUGUUUUUUAAGAAUGUAAUUCAUAUUUUAUAUUCUGUUUGUUUUUAUGUUAUGGUGUUGUGAUUUUCACCUUAGAGGAAUUCCAUAUUCAUUUGUUUGAUGUUGCUCACAAAGUUAGAACAACAGUAUUUUCACAGACCUGUGAAGAAUGGGCCUCAAUGGUUGAUUGGUGGAGAUUGCUGAUUUUGAAUCACUUGUUCCUCACCACUGUACGUUCAAAAUUUCACUUUGGGUGUAGAAUUCUUUCAUGUAAGAGAGCCAUCCAGCUAGCUUACAGAGGUCAGUGGUUCUAUCUAGGUGCCCCUCAGUGCCUGAAAUACGCAAAAAGGAACCUCUAGGGACUUCCUUUUACCAUCAAAGCUGGAAAAUAGCCAUAUAUGACCUAAUACCGAAUCAGAUUGACAUAAAACCUAGAUUGUAGACAAAGCAGCAUGUAAACUCAAUAAAAAGACAGAUAUUGGUGGAAAUAUAUAAACAGAAGAUUUUGCUGUUUAAUAAAUAAUGAUUACAUUGUAUCUAUUUAAAUCUUAAUUAAUAAAUUAUGAAAUACCUGGAAA
Molecule: messenger RNA, 3979 nt
Organism: Mercenaria mercenaria
Lineage: Eukaryota; Metazoa; Mollusca; Bivalvia; Venerida; Veneridae
Product: LETM1 domain-containing protein 1-like
Exons: 9
Coding region: 62-1120 (352 amino acids)
Biological process (GO): intracellular monoatomic cation homeostasis
Cellular component (GO): mitochondrial inner membrane
Molecular function (GO): ribosome binding
Source: RefSeq, a predicted model, not a curated record